AUGGGCGGCAGAGGCUUGCCAGCCAGCCCCGUGGAUAUCACCUCCUUGCUUCGGUUUUCCUCAAACGCUUCAAACGAGUCCCCCGUGCCGUCCCCUAGAAGACAGCUUCGACCUGCCUCUGUACCGUCAACACCCACGACUACUCCUCAUGAUCUCCUACCUCCGCGUGUUGGGCCUUCGGCUGUAGCUCCAGCGCUCAUCCCGAGCAACAGGCGCAGUAUGACGCCUCACGUCCCGGAUCAGCCAGUCAAGAAGCAAAGCAAGUGGUCUCCUGAGGAGGACGCCAUCAUCAUUGAGCUGCGGGGCAGAGGAAUGAAAUGGGAAGAUGUUUCAAAGCGACUUCCAGGACGCAGUGCCAUUAGCUGCCGGCUUCACUAUCAGAACUACCUCGAGAGACGGAGUGAGUGGGAUGAGGAGCGCAAGAACAAGCUUGCCAGGCUGUAUGAGAGAUUCAAGUCUGACAUGUGGGCCAAGGUAGCUGAAGAGUUGGCUGUCCCCUGGCGAGCAGCCGAAGCCAUGCACUGGCAGCUGGGUGAGGCAGACAUGGCUCGCCGGGCUGGUGUAGUUCCUUUCUCUCUCGCUGCUGUCAAUACUAGUGAAUCGUCGAGCAACAGGGCUUUGGCAAGCCGAGCCCAAGCUCCGAUUCAGCCGCAGGAUAACAGCGCUCUCCGUGAAAUGAGGCCACCGUCUCCUCCCACGAGCUACAGCCGCAGCCAGCUUAUGCCCCCCAUGACCUCGCAAACGCGACCAAUGCUACCUCCGCAACACAUGCAUCAGACACCCCAUCCCUCACCCCACACAGUAGUACCAGGACCACCGGCUCCGCAGCAGCAGCCGCCGCCACCACCGGCGCCUGCUGCCGCUCUGGCACACCCUUUUGGUGACUACCGCCGUAGCCCGGGUCCUGGGCUGGCUCCGAUCCAGCCUCACCCGUCGUCCCACAACACCGGUCCUCUGCCAGGUGUUGCACAGUUGACCACGGGGAUGAGCCCAUAUGGUCCGCCAAGCGGGCCACCGACGCCUACCUCUCUGCCUGCGAUUGCUACUCCCUCGAUGCCUCGUUACGUGCCCCUCGAGCAGGCAGGAACGAAACGACGAGCGAGCCCCGACAUGACACGACCCGAUGCUGCUCAUAGGCGAAGACUCGCAUAA
Messenger RNA from Trichoderma breve, 1152 nucleotides. Its product is annotated as myb-like DNA-binding domain-containing protein. Gene Ontology annotation, molecular function: DNA-binding transcription factor activity, RNA polymerase II-specific; RNA polymerase II cis-regulatory region sequence-specific DNA binding. The transcript has 3 exons. Gene Ontology annotation, cellular component: nucleus. Gene Ontology annotation, biological process: regulation of DNA-templated transcription. The record is from RefSeq and is a predicted model, not a curated record. NCBI's taxonomy places the organism in Eukaryota, Fungi, Ascomycota, Sordariomycetes, Hypocreales, Hypocreaceae. Bases 1 to 1152 code for a protein of 383 amino acids.